This is a messenger RNA of Brachypodium distachyon (stiff brome), 2380 nucleotides long. Its product is annotated as TPR repeat-containing thioredoxin TTL1-like. The transcript has 6 exons. The record is from RefSeq and is a predicted model, not a curated record. Lineage: Eukaryota; Viridiplantae; Streptophyta; Magnoliopsida; Poales; Poaceae. Gene Ontology annotation, cellular component: cytoplasm. The coding region runs from base 221 to 1939 and encodes 572 amino acids. Gene Ontology annotation, molecular function: protein binding.
ACCACCAAGGCACCAACGCUCGUCCUCUUCUCCUCCUUAUAUUCCUUCUUCCUCCCCCUCACUUCAUCUUCCUCCGUUCUUGCUGAGUACUGUAGCAGUUCCUCUUCUUCUUUCUUCCCCACUCUUGCAUGCCAGUUGCUUGGUCAGCGAGGGGAGCGGUGGUGGCUGCUGCUGAUGCUGUGAGCGGGUGGUGGCACUGGUGAGAGUUGUUCAGCCGGCCAUGUCGUGCACGGAGGAGGCCGAUAGGGUGCGGCUCCGCGCGGCGGUGCUGGCGCUCGACGGGAAGGACAAGCCGGACUCGAAGAAGGACUUCUUCGCGGAUCUCGGCUCGCCGGUGUCGCCGCUGUUGAUGCGUGCCACGCCGUCGUCGUCGUCGUCGUCCGCCGGAUCGGCAAAGUCGCCGGCUUUGUGCAAUGCCGGGGAAGCGGCGGGGGCCGGCGCGAGGGGAGGUGGGAGUGUCAGGAGGACGCAAUCGGGCGAGCUGGCGGCGGAGAGCAACCCGCCGCGGCCGCCCGGGCACCGGCGCUCCGGAUCUGGGCCGCUGAUUUUCUCCGGCGGGGGGAGCAGCAGCUCGGCUGCCGGCGGCAAUGGCGGCGGAGUCUCGAGCACCGCGAGCUCGUCGCUCACCAAUGCGCACCCCACAGGCAACAUCUGCUCCUCCGGCCGUGCCGCGGCCGCGCCCCGACCGCGUCCCCGCCCCGACGUGCUCGGAUCUGGCACUGGCCACUACGGCCAUGGCAGCAUCAUGCGCGGCGGCGGCGGGGCCAUCGAAACUCCUGCGAACUUCCCGCUGGAGAGCUUGCAGGAGGUGACCCGUGCCGGGAACGAAGUGUACAAGCAGGGCCGGUACGGCGAGGCGCUGCGGCACUACGACCGCGCCCUGGCUCUGUGCCCGGACAGCGCCGCGUGCCGCGGCAACCGCGCUGCCGCGCUUGUCGGGCUCGGCCGCCUCGCCGAAGCCCUCCGGGAGUGCGAGGAGGCCGUCCGGCUCGACCCAGCGAGCGGCCGCGCCCAUGGCCGCCUCGCCUCGCUGUGUCUCCGGUUUGGGAUGGUUGAGAAGGCGAGGAGGCAGCUUACGCUGGCCGGGAAUGUGAACGGGUCUGACCCUGCUGAGUGGCAGAAACUGCACAAGGUGGAGAGCCAUCUGGGGAACUGUAUGGAUGCAAGGAAAAUCGGAGAUUGGAAGAGUGCACUGAGGGAAGCAGAUGCCGCCAUUGCCAAUGGAGCAGACUCCUCUCAGUUGCUCCUUGCCUUGAGGUCGGAAGCACUUCUCCGGCUUAACAAACUAGAGGAGGCUGAUUCAACAAUGACAAGUUUGCUGAAAUUGGACAGCGCGUCUCUAUCUUCAGUGUCCACAAAACUGUCAGGAAUGUUAGCUGAUUCAUACAUACAUGUUGUCCAAGCCCAGGUCAACAUGGCAUUUGGAAGGUUUGAUGUAGCUGUUGCCAUGGCUGAGAAGGCUAGACUUAUUGAUCCUAGGAAUGCAGAGGUUGGAAUGAUUCUAAAUAGCAUGAAGUUAGUUGCACGGGCUCGAGCUCAGGGGAAUGACCUUUUUAAGGCAGGGAAGUUUGCUGAGGCAUCUAUAGCCUAUGGUGAAGGGCUCAAAUAUGAGCCCUCAAACUCAGUAUUGUACUGUAAUAGAGCAGCUUGCUGGUCGAAGUUAGGUCGGUGGGCAAAAUCUGCUGAGGAUUGCAACGAGGCCCUGAAAAUCCGACCUAACUACACAAAAGCUCUCUUAAGACGGGCAGCAUCCUACGCAGAGCUUGAGUGUUGGGCUGAUUGCGUGCGGGACUAUGAGGUGCUCCGUAAGGAGCUUCCUAGCAACGCAGAGGUUGCAGAGUCAUUGUUCCAUGCCCAAGUCGCAUUGAAAAAACCCCUUGGUGAGGAGGUAUCAAAUAUGAAGUUCGGAGGAGACGUCGAGACAGUUACCAGCAUAUAGCAAGUUCGAGCUGUUAUACAUUCACCUGAUCAAAUGGUGGAAGUCUUCGGCAGUCCUUGAGCACUGCCGGCCAUGGCGGCGGCAGAUCUGGCUAGGCGGUGUCCGGUGAGGGCGUGCCGGACCGGCUGCCCUCCCCUUGAGCGCGGCCGACCAUGUUCCCACGACGUGCAACUCCACCUCUGCUACUCUUGUUCUAUAUGUGUAAUUAAGCUCUGUUUGUUCUUUUAUUUUCUGUGCAUCAAUCAGAUCUUACAGCAUUUUUUCUGGAUUUUUGAAGUUUAUAAUCUCAAUCUGUAGUUUUAGAAGAGAAUCAUGUUAGUUUUAGAAAAGAAACAUGUGGUUUUUCCUGGAUGUUGGAUGAUUAUAUUCUCACUUUGUUCUAUGAUUCCAAACUUGAAAUCAUGGGUGAAGUUUGUACUCGACUUAUCGAGUGAACAGAAA